This is a messenger RNA of Paramecium tetraurelia, 424 nucleotides long. RefSeq lists its product as uncharacterized. The transcript is spliced from 2 exons. Lineage: Eukaryota; Ciliophora; Oligohymenophorea; Peniculida; Parameciidae. The record is from RefSeq and is a predicted model, not a curated record.
AUGUUAACAAAAAGUGCAAAAGGCGACCAAUUGCAUUAAACCAUUACUACAAUAAAUUAUAAAUCGAUAAUCACAUCAGAGAAAAGAUCAGGUGAGAUUCCAUAAUACAUGAACAGUAAAUGUAAAAUAAAACUGCGCAAGGAAAAACUUUACUUGCCCUAUCUACACACAAGAGAACCCUCUCUCCCAACCUUGAAAUCGCCUGCUAAUAAACAGCAACAACUAAACAGCAUGAGUUGGAUAUCAUUAAUUUAAGUCUAAAAUAAGCCAAGAGAUAGGUCCAUUUCAAUCGCCAAUGAGACUUAUUUCCAAAGAACUAGAUAAGUGAGUUUCUUAGAGAAUCUAUUAAAACAACUAAAUAAAAAUAAAAGAUAAUCUUGAAUUUUGAUAAAUACAUAUGACUUUGUAAAAAGUGUUUCUGUUA